AUGGCAGUUCCCGUCUUUCCCAUCAUUAUCGACGAUACCUCACCGACCGUCGCAUAUGCGCCCUUCGCUGAUACAUAUGGCACGCCCAACCUCACUGCUGGAUGGAACCCAUACUACACCGAUUUGGGCUUCUCGUCGAAUACUGGAUCCCUGUCGACGGGUACGGGUGUAAGCAACGUUGGGGCUGGAACGAGCCUCCAUCUCACAGCGCAUGACGGUGCUGAGUUUGCUAUUAAGUGGAAUGGCACGGCAGUCGACAUUCAUGGUACAGUUACCGCGCCCGCAUCCAGCUCACUCUCGUACACUGUCGUUCUCGAUGGUAAUGCAACUACCAACUACUUCUCGUCGCUGUCGUCCCCCGCGACCGUAAACACCGCUGCUACCGACGUUCUCGCGUCAUUCUCAAAUUUGGCGGAUGGUCCGCACGAGCUUGUGAUCACUGUGCGCAAUCCAGGGACGUCGACUAGUGCAAGUGCCACUGAUGUGGAUGCCGCCGUCGCGUUCGAUCGUGCCGUCGUGUAUAUAGAUGGGGCGCAGGCCCGAGCGACCCCUUCAUCCUCGUCUACGUCAGUUUCACCCUCCGCCACGGCAAUUGUCACAACUACAGUGUCUGAUGACAACAUCUCGUACCACGGACAAUGGACCUAUGCCCCCGACCUUCUCACGAGCGAUCCAGCAGAGGCAUUCCAUACGAGCAUGAACAUCGGCGACAGUGCCAGGGUCGAGUUCAAUGCGUCCGUCGCGACAACCCUCUUUUGCCGCCGCGUUUUCGAGGCUCUAGCCCUCUGGGUUACGCGCUACCCAGGGUUAGUGGCUGUCAAUUAUCACUCUGAUAUACUUGGCCUCUCGCGUACCCCUUUACAUGCGAUCCCGCGACCGCCUUUACUCCGCGUGCUCUCUGACAUUGGUGCAGUGACGCUGGCGGGGCUCACCACGCCCUCGUCCGGGACGUACAACAUAACGCUCGACGAUACGUUAUAUCCAGCGUUGUCCGCCCGCGCAUCAUUUACGUCCUCGUCACCAACUAUCCUCUUUUAUGCCUCAGGGCUCGAUCCAACAGUGAUACAUUCACUCGAAAUCAUGAAUGCCGGGCCGGCUCAGGGCAGCGUCGACGAGGGAAAGUACCUGGUGGUGCUUGUGGGUGGAGUCAACGUUACAAGACCUGAGUUCAGCCCUGAAACGCCUACGCCCUCUACUUCGACGUCCUUGUCACCUGGAACCAUUGCUGCUCUCGCGGUCGGUGUCACCCUUGCGGUGUUCGCCAUAGUCGGUGUUCUUAUCGCAGUAAUGUGGUGGCGUCGCCAUGCAAGACGAAGAAAGCAGGAGAUGAUGGUCAAUCCGCAACUAAGCUACUGGCGAAGCAAUUGGCGGAAGUGGUUUUCGCAUGGGCCGGCAAGUGUGCAUGACGGUGAAGCAGCGGUGCAGACGUCAGCAGAGAAAGAUAGCGGGUGGGCGGGCGAGAGAGUGAGGAGUAGCGGAGAGGGAGGUGUGCUCGAGAUCGGUGACCACUCCCAUGACUACGACGCUGUGAAGGAGAUCGAGGAGGAUGACGAUGAAGCUGCACGACGAAGGCUUGUCAAGGGGAAGUCGCCGCAACGGGUGCGUCACGCCUCGCAGAACUCUGACGGGAGCUUCUCUAUCGAUCUUCCCGAGCUGUCGUCCACGCCGCUGGAAUACCCCCCGGCCUCUUUCCCUUCCACGCCCCAGCCCAUGUCUCUCCGUUCGCAAUUGUCUACGCUUCCUAAGCUGUCUUCUUCCACUUCACCACGAAGUCCUCGUCCACGCGGGCCGCGAGAUAUGCAUGGGCGUGAUAACAGUCAAGGUAUCCUGCUCUCACAUAUUGUCACUCCCCCUGCGGAAGGCGAUGAUGAGGAAGAGGGUGUUCCACCGUUACGGGUGGGGUUUGCAGAGGAGCAGGGACGGCCAGAACGUCGGACGGAGAGGUACCUGAGUACGGGAGCAUUCUCGCUCCCAUAUUCCCUCAAACAAGCCCUGGCUCGCAGCGCGGAUACGUCUGUGGUCGAGGGUAAGGACGUGGGCACGUCACGGUCAUCUGGUCUACUUUCCUUCCUAGACUUCUCAUCAUCAACCUCCGGAUCGACGUCGGCUUCUGCCAGUCGCAACCGGUCCGUUCGAAAUUCCCGCUCCAAUUCGACGCGGUCGGGGCGGAAUUCCGCAAGACAGUCUGCCAAAUCACAGGGGACGUCGAGCAGCGCACCCAGCGCAGGGUCCUCAGUCCCGCCUGAGCGCCGUAUGUCUCUCGGGCUGUCCAUGACGAUUGCUGGUGGGCCGACGGCGAGCCAACCGUCACUCACUCCAGAUAUCUCUCUUCAGCCCGUCCCCCUCCCACCGACUGUCUCCAUCCCUUUGACGUCACAUCCGCGGGAUGUGUCCGACCCCGAUCGACUCUUUCCUGACCCUGCCAACAUGCUCCCGUCACCCACCGACUCGAUCCCCCUCACCGUCUCCGAUAUUCACUUCCGCCACUCCUCCACGACAUCCCACCUCAGUGACUCACGCCGAACUAGCGCAGUGCGAACGAGUGGUUCGCAUCGCCCCGCGCACCCGCCGUUGCCCGGGCAGUACUCGGGUCCCAGCUCGCCUACAGAGGCGCACCGGGAGGACCGAACGCCGGUGGUGAGACAAGCUAUCGUGCAGAAACUGAUGGGUAUCCAGCCUGGCCCAGCGUCAUCAUCGUCUACCACUGCCACACCUACCAAUAGUCCAACGAUUCCUGCAGCGUCUACACCCACACUUGCGCCCGUACCCGCACCCGCGCCUGCGGCGGGGCAUCGCCGACGGCCAAGCGUGGCUGAUGCGCUAAGCGCAGGAGGUAGCCCGGCGACCCUCAGUUUUGGACAAAUAUCGAGCGCGUUCGGCUUCGGUUCGAGGCGGUAG
This is a messenger RNA of Fibroporia radiculosa, 2898 nucleotides long. RefSeq lists its product as uncharacterized. The transcript is spliced from 6 exons. NCBI's taxonomy places the organism in Eukaryota, Fungi, Basidiomycota, Agaricomycetes, Polyporales, Fibroporiaceae. The coding region runs from base 1 to 2898 and encodes 965 amino acids. The record is from RefSeq and is a predicted model, not a curated record.